AUGGCAUACACCCUCGUCGUCCAUCUCUACGCCAAAGACGAUGCCGAAGCCAUCAAGAAAUUGACGGCCAAGCUGCAGGAAGCGAGUCAGGUGUACAGCAAGGAUAAGGAGUGUUUGAGUUGGUUUGUGAUGCAAGACCACAAAGACCCCCGAGCUUUCACGAUCGUGGAGAGAUAUGCACAUGAGAGCAGCCAGAAGUAUCAUUUGGAGAAUCCGUAUUGGCAAACCUUCGACAAGUACGUGAUCCCAUUGCUCGACAGGGAGAUGGAUCUCCGUCGCUUCAACGAGUUGGAUACGUCCAAGGAGGUCAAGGUCGAGCAGGAUGCUCAGCUUUGGGAGAAUGUGAAGAAGCAUCAGACUUACUGA
This is a messenger RNA of Zasmidium cellare ATCC 36951, 366 nucleotides long. RefSeq lists its product as uncharacterized. The transcript is spliced from 3 exons. The record is from RefSeq and is a predicted model, not a curated record. The coding region runs from base 1 to 366 and encodes 121 amino acids. NCBI's taxonomy places the organism in Eukaryota, Fungi, Ascomycota, Dothideomycetes, Mycosphaerellales, Mycosphaerellaceae.